GUGGCGUGCGUGGGUCAAGAAGUGAGGUUUUAAGAGCAGCCAUUGCAGACCUUUUCUCUACACUUUAUACACAAAAGCCUAAUUCAAGCACCACAACAACCACAAUGUCUUCCUUAAAUUCCCCUCAAAUUCGUGAACCUAAACCCGAAUCGGAAACCCCAAUUCAAGAAUUCUUGGAUCCACGAUCCAAUAAGGAUACGCCAGAGACCCUACAAAAUCAAGCAGAAGACACCCUUUUGGAAAAAGAUUCAGUAGAAUCAAUUAAAGAACCCAAUGGAGGCGAAGAAGAGGAGGAGGAGGAGGGGGAAUGUGGAUUUUGCUUAUUUAUGAAAGGGGGUGGCUGUAAAGACACUUUUAUAGAGUGGGAAAAUUGUGUGGAAGAAGGAGAGAAGAACAAAGAAGAUAUUGUGGAGAAGUGUUUUCAUGCCACUGCUGCUUUGAAAAAGUGUAUGGAAGCUCAUUCUGAUUAUUAUGCGCCAAUUUUGCUGGCUGAGAAGGUGGCUGAGGAAGAGGCUGUGAAGGAAUUGGAAAAAGAAAAAGAAAAAGAAAGGUUGAAUAGCCUAGGGGAUGAUGAAAAAUCGGGAUGAGAAAUAAAGUAGGAAACAUUGGAUGGUUCUCAACAAAAGAAAGAAUCUUGAAUUGAGGGUUUUGGAGAAUCUGUUUUAACAAACUUAUGAUUUUUACGGAUGUUCAAGGUGUUAGGAGAAUUUUUUUGAGCAAAUGGAGACAGACGAGGUCUGAAUAAAAGGAUCUGUGGCGUCCCCUGUAGUAAUGUUCACACUCGAGUGCCUUCAACUGUUUAAGAAAUUUCUCCAUGAAAUAUACAAGUCGGAGUUUGAAGAAGUGGAAGAGAAAGAUCCCUUAAGCCCCAAGAUGGAGGCCCUGCACUUUUGAGCCUAGAAGUUUAUGGCAAAAGAUCCUAAUUUUGCACUCUAUAUGAAAUAGUUGGUGCUUUUUCUUACUUUAAAACAAGAUGCCCAUUAAGAAAUGAGUACAUAUAAUUUAUAUUAUUGUGUUGUGAACUUUAAAUAUUAUAAGAGCAAUGUGUUAUUUGCACAGAAUAUGAAUAUAGAGGCCAAAGCAUUGUUUCAAAUUACAUAUAACACUCACCAUCAUAAUCAAAUAUCAACUUCAGUUGGUGAAA
Molecule: messenger RNA, 1144 nt
Organism: Olea europaea var. sylvestris
Lineage: Eukaryota; Viridiplantae; Streptophyta; Magnoliopsida; Lamiales; Oleaceae
Exons: 2
Coding region: 105-587 (160 amino acids)
Source: RefSeq, a predicted model, not a curated record